Messenger RNA from Lactuca sativa (garden lettuce), 1184 nucleotides. RefSeq names its product Phosphoglycerate mutase family protein. Gene Ontology annotation, cellular component: cytoplasm. The record is from RefSeq and is a predicted model, not a curated record. Gene Ontology annotation, molecular function: phosphatase activity. NCBI's taxonomy places the organism in Eukaryota, Viridiplantae, Streptophyta, Magnoliopsida, Asterales, Asteraceae.
CAAUCACAAGUUUCAACCACAAAUCAGCACGUUGAUGACACAUUUCGCCAUCACUAUUUGUAUCAACAAAGGCGCUCGUUUUCCUCCAUAUCAUUCUUCGAUUCCUAUUCCACAGGAAUCGAUCAGAUCCUUCACUAUCUGCUUGUGUUUGAAAAAUGGAUUCGACUUCAAGUUUGUAUCCAUUGCAUCGAUCCAAGACUCUUCACCUGGUUAGGCAUGCACAAGGAGUUCACAAUGUAAUAGGAGACAAAGAUUACAAAGCCUACAUGUCUCAUGAGUAUUUUGAUGCUGAGUUAACUCGAUUAGGCUGGCAACAGGUUGAAAAUUUGCGAAAACAUGUUCAUGAAUGUGGGCUUGCUAAAAAGAUUGAAGUAGUUAUUACAUCUCCUUUGUUGAGGACUAUGCAAACAGCAGUUGGAGUAUUUGGUGGAGAAGGUUACACAGAUAAAGUUGAUUCAAUGCCAUUGAUGUUGGCAAAUGUUGGAAAUAGUGGUCGAUCUGCAAUUUCAAGCCUAAAUUGUCCUCCUAUUCUUGCAGUUGAACUUUGUCGUGAACAUUUGGGUGUCCAUCCUUGUGAUCGUAGGAGAAGUGUCGGUGAAUACCAAUGCCUAUUUCCCGCUAUCGAUUUUUCAUUGAUAGAAAGUGAUGAGGAUGUGUUAUGGAAGGCUAAUGAAAGGGAAACAAAAGAAGAGCUUGCAAAUAGGGGGAAAAGUUUCUUUAAUUGGCUAUGGACACGUGAAGAAAAGGAAAUAGCUAUUGUAACUCACAGUGGAUUCUUGUUUCAUACACUUGCUACAUUUGGUAAUGACUGUCAUCCGUUGGUAAAAAAAGAAAUUACCAAACAUUUUGCAAACUGUGAGCUUCGUUCCAUGGUGAUUGUUGACAAAAGCAUGUUAGGAUCAGAUCCUUCAACAACUGAUUAUCCAGGAAAGAUCCCUCCAGGACCAGAUAUCCCAAGUGAUGUCGUUGAUAAAAAGCUUGCAAAUGAUGACACGGUUUCUGGCUCCACUUAAUUAGUGACAAUUUACCUUUUUGCCCCUCCCCCAUACCAAAAAAAAAUCAUCAAUUCUAUUCUGUACAAUAUGAAUGAGAAGCUGAAACAUUAAUGCUACUGUUGAUGAUGCUUAAUGAUUUGUGAACUAAUAGCUAGUUUUUAUUCCAAAUUCCAAAAUAAGGUUCCAAUA